This is a messenger RNA of Eurypyga helias (sunbittern), 1688 nucleotides long. RefSeq names its product ash2 (absent, small, or homeotic)-like (Drosophila) (gene ASH2L). Gene Ontology annotation, molecular function: transcription cis-regulatory region binding; protein binding. NCBI's taxonomy places the organism in Eukaryota, Metazoa, Chordata, Aves, Eurypygiformes, Eurypygidae. Gene Ontology annotation, cellular component: Set1C/COMPASS complex. The record is from RefSeq and is a predicted model, not a curated record. The transcript is spliced from 15 exons. The annotation marks the transcript as partial.
GCCGCCCUGGUCGAUGUCACCACAGCUCUGGAGACAGAGUCUGCCAACGGAAAGGACCCCCUGGAAGCGGCUGGGGACAACUCCGAAGUCUUGGAUGCUCAGGCAGGCUCGGUGGAUGAAGAGAACGGACGGCAGCUUGGGGAGAUCGAGCUGCAGUGCGGCAUCUGUACGAAGUGGUUCACAGCGGACACGUUCGGCAUCGAUACCACGUCGUGUCUGCCCUUCAUGACCAACUACAGUUUCCACUGCAACGUCUGCCAUCACAGCGGGAACACGUAUUUCCUAAGAAAACAAGCAAAUCUCAAGGAAAUGUGCCUCAGCGCUCUGGCCAACCUGACGUGGCAGUCGAGGACGCAGGACGAGCACCCGAAAACCAUGUUUUCAAAAGACAAGGAUAUCAUCCCCUUUAUCGAUAAGUACUGGGAGUGCAUGACCACGCGGCAGAGACCGGGGAAGAUGACCUGGCCUAAUAACAUCGUCAAGACGAUGUGUAAAGAAAGAGAUGUUUUCUUGGUGAAAGAGCAUCCCGACCCAGGGAGCAAAGACCCGGAAGAGGAUUACCCCAAGUUUGGACUUCUAGACCAAGAUCUUGCCAACAUCGGGCCGGCCUACGAUAACCAGAAGCAGAACAGCGCUGUGUCCACGGGCGGAAACUUAAACGGGGGAAUCGCCGCCGGAGGCAGCGGGAAGGGACGGGGAGCGAAGCGCAAGCAGCAGGACGGAGGGACCACGGGAGCAGCCAAGAAAACCAGGAGUGACCCGUUGUUUUCCGCCCAGCGCUUGCCGCCCCACGGUUACCCCUUGGAACACCCCUUUAAUAAAGACGGCUAUCGGUACAUCUUGGCGGAGCCCGACCCCCACGCACCUGACCCGGAAAAAUUGGAGUUAGACUGCUGGGCGGGAAAGCCGAUUCCUGGGGAUCUCUACAGAGCCUGCCUUUACGAACGAGUCCUCCUGGCGCUGCACGACCGAGCUCCCCAGUUAAAGAUUUCCGACGACAGGCUGACUGUGAUCGGCGAGAAGGGCUAUUCCAUGGUACGAGCCUCGCACGGCGUGCGGAAAGGAGCGUGGUACUUCGAAAUAUCCAUGGAUGAGAUGCCUCCAGACACGGCUGCCAGAUUAGGCUGGUCACAGCCCUUAGGGAAUCUCCAGGCGCCUCUGGGGUAUGACAAGUUCAGUUAUUCCUGGCGCAGCAAAAAGGGAACGAAGUUUCACCAGUCGAUAGGGAAACACUAUUCCUCUGGCUACGGGCAGGGUGACACGCUGGGGUUCUACAUCAGCCUUCCCGAAGACACCGAGACUGCCAAAUCGCUGCCCGACACUUACAAAGACAAGGCUUUGAUCAAAUUCAAAAGCUACUUGUACUUUGAGGAGAAGGACUUUGUGGACAAAGCAGAGAAGAGCCUAAAGCAAGCGCCCGGCAGCCAGAUAAUAUUCUUCAAGAACGGUGCCAGCCAAGGAAUCGCCUUUAAGGACAUCUUUGAGGGAGUUUAUUUUCCUGCUAUUUCCUUGUACAAAGGCUGCACGGUUUCUAUAAACUUUGGGCCAUACUUCAAGUACCCCCCCCGAGAUGUCACGUACCGGCCGAUGAGCGACAUGGGCUGGGGGGCUGUGGUGGAGCACACGCUGGCCGACGUUCUCUACCACGUCGAGACGGAAGUGGACGGGGGGGGGAGACGCCCCCGGGG